AUGUGUUGUGGUAGAUAUUCUGUGGACAAUGUGUGGUAUCGAGCAUUGGUGACAGCGGUUUCACGUGAGAAUAGUCACGUGACUGUGCUGUAUGUUGAUGAAGGGAACAGCGAGGCAUUGCCGUUGUCAAGGUUACGAGAAUUGGAUGAGAAAUUCGCGAGCUUGCCUUGUCAGGCGCUGCGUGUUCAACUGAGAGGUCUGGAGCUGACUGGAGAUGUCAAGAUGGACGAAGGUAGGGUUGUGUUGAUUUAAAACACCACAUUGUGUUGAUUUAAAACACACAAGCUCACUCACACUCAAUGGUGGAAGUUCAAUCUGAGCUUCUCUUGAGUGUUAAUGCUGUUUUUGAAUAGCUGGAGGGCUAGUGUCCUACCUUACUAUGUGACUACUCGCCCUCCAGCUAUUCAAAAACAACUUUGACAUUCAAGAAAAGCUCAGAUUGGACCUCCACUCAUUGAGUGUGAGUGAGCUUUUAGAAUACGGGCGUAAAUCUUCUGAAUGUAAUUCACGCCUGUAUUCUAAAAGCUCACUCACACUCAAUGAGUGGAGGUUCAAUCUGAGCUUCCUUUGAUUGUCAUUGCUGUUUUUGAAUAGCUGGAGGGUUAGCGUCAUACCUUACUAUGUGACUACUCACCCUCCAGCUAUUCAAAAACAGCAUUGACACUCAAGAGAAACUCAGAUUGAACCUCCACUCAUUGAGUAUGAGUGUGAGUGAGCUUUUAGAAAUACAGGCGUUAGUCUUUGACUGCAAAACUGGUCUUUUUAAUAAAUUACAAAUCAGACGUAUUACGCUUACAUGAUUACAUACUGGGCCUAGACUAUUUUAUCUGUACAACAAUUGUGAUAUUACUUUCUUAACUGUGUUUAUCCUAACCCACCCUGUCAACUUUCGCUGUGGGAGGAAACCAGGCACCCGGAGAAAACCCACGACUUUCGGCAGAGCAUUGACUCACCCGUGUAUGAUAUAUUAAGUGUAAAAACGUUUUUUGCAGUUAACGAUUGGCUUAGACGUCGCGUGUCAGGGGAAACUCUCGAAGCUGUGCUGUACGAGAACGAGGCUGCUAUAAAUCCUGUCUCUUUGGACCUCUACAUUCGUCCCCAUGCUCGCUCGGUCAGUGAUGUUGAUUAUCACAAACUCGAAUAUAACAUUCAUGAAAUGCUUAUACGUGAGGGAUUCGCUAUCCGCGCCGCAUCGCCUCAGAGUACUGACACUAGUGAUGACGUCAGUCCUCCUUCGUCGCCUAGCGACCAAGUGGUGAAAUCUGAAAGCAUUCUCAGUUCUUCAGUGACCAGCGGAUUCCAUGAUGCACCAUCACCUGUAUUUGAUGUAAACACCCAUGACGUAACCUCGCCUGGUUGUCAUGGUGAUGGCGUGGUAUGUCGUGUACCGCCGCCUCAUAUUCCAGUUGACUCUGAUGGAUCAGUGUAUAUGCUGGCCUCACAUAUCGUCAGUCCGGGAGAGUUUUAUGUGCAUUUUAUUUCGAGCGAAGCUGGCAUGCUGGAUUGUCUGAUGACAGAUAUGAAUCAGACUUAUAAAG
Paramuricea clavata is the source of this 1538-nucleotide messenger RNA. The record is from the annotation of a GenBank genome assembly. Lineage: Eukaryota; Metazoa; Cnidaria; Anthozoa; Malacalcyonacea; Plexauridae.